AUGAAUAUCGCAGAGUUUGCAGAGGACGAGUUCUUGAUCGGUUUCCUCGAAGGAACUCAAGAACUUGUCGCCACCAACAUACAGGCAAUCAAGAGGGCGCUAAACAAGAAGCUUGAUGCAAACGAAGAAGAAUCGGAAUACACGGUCUUUUCAUAUGUUGGGUCGCAGGUUGCUCAGCAACUAAGCAAGGAUGGAGGCUUGCGCCGUGAAAUCGGCAUGAGGAUCUUCUAUGACGCUACUUGUCGCAAGUUGAUUGUCAAGAUACCCACAGGCCUCCACGGAGGGGCUACCGAGACCCUCUCAUUUCUCAUCCUAGAGGCGGCAUCAAGGCAGGGACUGAGGGGUAAGCUGAGACCGGCCGGGGCCCAAACAUUUGUGGAUGGCCCGUAUCGCAAAGAGCCUGAUGCGGCAUUUAUCCCGGAGGUACCUAUUCCUGGGCGGGACAGAACGUGGCCCACUAUUGUUAUCGAAACCGGUGUUUCGGAGAGUGUGGCAAGGCUCCGUAUUGAUGCUUCGUGGUGGCUUGCCAGAUCGAAGGGCUUGGUGAAACUUGUGAUUUUGAUCUCAGUCAGUCGUGUUCAGCCCAAAGUUGGCCUGGAGUGCUGGAAAUUGGGGGCUGUCCAGCACUCCCAUAAUCUUCGGAGUUUAUCCCAGGCCCCCCUGCGUCCAACCAAGACCCAAUCAAUCACGAUAACUCGUUCUGGUGGCAGUACAAUGGUUAUGGGGGCGCCACUGGUCAUCCAAUUUCAGGAUGUGUUUGUCAAUCCCCCUUCUGGCCCUCUUCAGGGUGAUUUCGUUUUCGGGGCCGCGCUUCUGGAAGAAAUUGCUCGCUCAGUUUGGCAGGCCCAGGGUAUCAUCUAA
Aspergillus bombycis is the source of this 861-nucleotide messenger RNA. RefSeq lists its product as uncharacterized. The coding region runs from base 1 to 861 and encodes 286 amino acids. The record is from RefSeq and is a predicted model, not a curated record. NCBI's taxonomy places the organism in Eukaryota, Fungi, Ascomycota, Eurotiomycetes, Eurotiales, Aspergillaceae. The transcript has a single exon.